Gigantopelta aegis is the source of this 1624-nucleotide messenger RNA. RefSeq names its product selenoprotein T2-like. Gene Ontology annotation, biological process: cell redox homeostasis. Gene Ontology annotation, cellular component: endoplasmic reticulum membrane. Lineage: Eukaryota; Metazoa; Mollusca; Gastropoda; Neomphalida; Peltospiridae. Gene Ontology annotation, molecular function: thioredoxin-disulfide reductase (NADPH) activity. The transcript is spliced from 5 exons. The record is from RefSeq and is a predicted model, not a curated record.
AUGGCGGACACAGCUCGCUGGUCGAUGAUAGCUGUGUUUAUUGCCGUGGUUGUUUUCACUUGGAAAGAUCUCACACAGUCCCAGGUGACAUCACAGCAACCGAAAGAGAUCAAGGCGCCCAAAUUGUCCCAAUUCACUGGUCCCACACUAAAGUUUUUGUAUUGUUAUUCAUGAGGUUACCGAAAGGUGUUCGAGCAGUAUGCUCACACCAUCCACGAGCGAUUUCCCAGCCUGACCAUCGUCGGUGACAACUAUCCACCAACAUUUGUGAAGGCCACUUCAGCUCAAGUUCUUAGUGUUCUUAAAUUAGUUUUUAUUGGCCUUAUUGUCAGUUCAUUCAAUCCUUUUCCACGUCUCAACAUGCAGACUCCAAAUUUAUUUUCUUGGGCUUUGGAGAACAAAAUUUAUGCCUGUUUAAUGAUUUUUUUCAUCAGCAAUGCCGUCGAAGGUCAACUCAUCUCAACCGGUGCUUUUGAGGUUUUAUUUAAUGAUGUUCCAAUAUGGUCAAAGCUUGAAACUGGUCGGAUUCCAGCACCGAAUGAAAUGUUUCAAAUGAUAGACAACCAUUUGAAAUUAAAUCAGUAGGCGAUGUACUGACUUAGGUUGGUUCACCACAUCACAGGUAUUUCUCCUGUGAGCUAUGUGUCGACGUCAGGUCUCGGCAGUUCUGCGUAUGAAGGUUUCGACGUAAAGCAGCCUGGCUGUUUGUUGAGACUGGAUGGAUCGUCCAGAGACUGCCCUGAAGUGACGUUAACUCCAUAGCCAGCAGACCUCACCUCUGAUGUGGUCGACCAAGCAUUGCUAUUCAGAUGGCCUUUAAUAUAUGUACAGAAAUUUAAAAAAAGAUUGUUAAAAAUCUAUUUUAAUAAUGCUACAUAUUCAAAGUAAACUGUUCAGUAAUAUUUGUACAGAAAUUGACAAUCUUCUUUCUUUUUUUUUUCUUUUUUUUUUUACAUGUACAUGUUCCGCGUGUUUUAAUUAAAUUGUCCACUAUUAUUUGCACAGAAAUUGAAAAAUUAUCUUUUGAACAGCAUAUGUUACUGGCAAAUAAUAUAUGUACAAACAUUUAAAAAAAUUCUUUUUAACAGGAUAUGUUACUAGCCAAUUAUCCAUUAAUAUAUGUACAGAUAUUAUUAAUUUUCUUUUCAACAUCACCUGUCCUCAACACUAGUGUUGAGGACAGGUGAUGUAUCUAUAAAAGAGAAAACACUCCAAGUUUUCUCCAUUUUUUUUCAACAGUAUAGGUUAAUGGCAAAUUGUUCAAUAUUAUAUGUACAGAAAUGGAACAAAUUGUAUUUUUAAUGGGAUAUGUUACUGACAAAUUGUCCAGUAAUAAAUGUACAGAAAUUAAAAGGUUUAUUCCAAUAAUAUAUGUACAGAAAUAGAAGUUUCUUUUUAACAGUAUAUGCUACUGGUAAAUUGUCCCAUAACAUUUUUAUAGAAAUUAAAAAGAUCAUCUUUUUAAAGGAACAUUUUAAAAUUGUUUUGUUCAGCAAUAUUUGUCAAGAAAUUGACAAAUUGUGGGUUUAAAAAAACCCCGAAUAUUCUUCUCUAUUUGCAGAUAUUAAAUCUCCAUUAUUGUAAUAUAUUUGGGAAAUAUAUAUAUAAAAAGAUAGCAUAAUAU